AUGGCUCCCCCAAACCCCCCUUUCCCGGCCUACCAGCGUCGUCAGGCCGCAUCAUCCGCUUCGGCCGUGACCCCCUCAGCAACAGUAUCAGGGGCUCUUCCGGGCACGUCCGCCCCUCCCAAUAACCUGGAAUGCGGGAUGGCAUGUAUCCGCUUGGGCGAUACGUCCGACUGCGAUGACGAUCAGACACAGGCGUGCCUCUGCAAGUCUGGGAAAUACGCUUUAUCGGUCAACUCAUGCCUGUCCUCACGGUGCACCCCUGCGGACGCCAAGGCUGGCUCUGACUACAGCUACGGCGCAUGUCUCUUCCUCGGCGUGAACGUGUCCACGGUCGCCAUACCCUCCGCUACGGCCAGUAUCGACCCCUCCACCCCACCCGUCGUCUACGCACAGACCUUUGUCAAUGUCCAAGCCAUCAUGUCAUCCAUCUGCGCCGCCCUCCUGUUCCUCUCCCUCGUCCUCGGCUUCUUUGCCUGUCGCAGCCGGGCCCGCAUCGAAUCCCAAUCGCAACAGGGCUCAUGGACCAACAUGGCCACUCAGGCCUCUCGGACCGGACACGGCGGCGGCAAAUCCUUCGGCGGCGUCUCGCGCGGAAACAACCACGGUCUCAACUCAGGAUUCGACCCUACCGCCACGUUUGCAUCUGCUUCGUACCCCCUCCCGAACAAGCGAGGGACAGGGACCGGUGCCGGUCUUGGUUUGGCAUCUGGCAUGGAGCGAUCAAGGGGCUUCACGAACCGCCUGACCCUGGACGAGGCGGAUGAGGAGUGGGAGAUGGGCGACAAGUCGACCCGUAAGAGAGGAGAAGAAUCGGGAUCGGGUAGCGCCUCGUCCUUUGUCAGUUCGAGCGGCAAGGAGGAGAUGGACCUCAAGGCGAAAGAUGGAGAGAUCUCGCCGGUCACGUUUACGACGGAGGGGCAGGGGAGGAGUCGGGCGGGCAGCGAGGUCGAGCUCGAGGGGAGCACGAUACAUCUCGCGAGGUUGGAUAGGGGGGCGGGAGGGCGAGGGGCGGGUGGGUUCGGGAGGAUUUAG
Molecule: messenger RNA, 1032 nt
Organism: Dioszegia hungarica
Lineage: Eukaryota; Fungi; Basidiomycota; Tremellomycetes; Tremellales; Bulleribasidiaceae
Exons: 5
Coding region: 1-1032 (343 amino acids)
Source: RefSeq, a predicted model, not a curated record